AUGUGCGUGAUAGCAAAUACUGAAAUGGUUGACGAUAUUACAGCAGCUGAUUUGGAUACGACGCCAUUAAGAAAGCGGAAACGUACACAAACACAAGCAAAAAGUAGCAGCAAUAUAAUUGACAGCAGUACAAAAGUCGACAACAAAUGUGAUGCUGAAACGAUGGUAGCACAGAGAAGUCGUAAAUUAAAACAGUAUGUGUUGGAAGAAAAGCUUGACAUUAUCGACUAUGCUAAAGUUAUUGGAAAUCGGGCAGCUGGACGAGAAUUUAAUGUUGCAGAAAGUUCAAUACGCGAAUGGAGGAAGAAUGAGCAAAGACUUAGGUCAAUGUUCGAAACUACUCCUGAACGCUCUCGAUUGGAUGGUGGAGGUCGAAGGCCAGUUUCCGAAGAUCUUGAAAAGGGUUUGCUUCAAUAUGUGGCAUCAAAAAAUGAUAGUAAUACAAGCUUAACCUGGCAUGAUAUCAAAGAGAAAGCUAAUUCCCUAUGGAAAGAAAUCUGUGAUCAAAAUCCGGGAUGCACUGAUCGCGGAUUCACUGCUAAUAUGGGUUGGGUAGCCCGUUUUGUACGCCGCAACAAUAUUACAAUGCAAGUAACCAAUUCCGCCUCGAUAAGAACUGGUAGUAGUAAUAGUGGUGGUAUUAGCAGUAAUAGCACUACAACAAUAAAUGAUUCGGUUAAUCGAAUAAGUAUGGAUUCAAUUUGUUGCAGUCCUUCACGGAAAAAAGUUACGAAUGCGACUUCUACUACAUCAGCUACAGUUUCAGCUUUUAUUUCUGAUCAUUCUGUGAUGGAUUCUAAUGUGUGUCUCAAUGAUAUUCGAGAAAUAGUUCCAGCAACAAAACUUAGCACUACUGUAACAUCGUUGACAACAACAACUACAACUGUGACUUGUGCAGCUAUAACAUCAACAACUACUACCAUAACUGUUAGUAACUUAGCAUCAGCAAAAAAACGUCGCAAAAAUUUUAUACCGAAAAAGGUUGUCCCAAAUGAUGUCAUUUGUCUGGCUACAAACAACAAAAAAUAUGCUGAGGAUUCUUCAUUACCUUUAAUAAAUUCAGUAAAAACAACGCAGGAGCAUUAA
Molecule: messenger RNA, 1086 nt
Organism: Thelazia callipaeda (thelaziosis nematode)
Lineage: Eukaryota; Metazoa; Nematoda; Chromadorea; Rhabditida; Thelaziidae
Source: the annotation of a GenBank genome assembly